AUGCCGCCACCAGAAAUUCAGCAAGAAAGCCAAGCGUUUAUUUCUUGGUUAUCGCUAUUCAAACUCUCACGGCCCGUCACUUCGCUCGCCGACCUUGACGAUGGAACUGUGCUCUUCGAGGUCCUCUCUCAGGUUGACGAAGAAUACUUUCACAAUCCACCCCGUUCUCAGUCGUCCGAAAACUGGCCGGCUCGAGUGCCCGACUUGCAGGCCAUCGCCCAGAACCACGAUGUCGUCCAGACCCUCGCGCUUUGCCGACUGACCAUCGCGAUUUCGGUCCAGAGCAAGAAGAACUCGGAGGUCAUUGCCGGGAUUCAAAAGUUGCCGCAGACGGAGCAGAGGUCGAUCAUGACUGCUAUUGAAAAGGUCAUGUCGAGGUUUACGGAACAGGAGCGUCGUGCGGGGGAUACAACUAUGACCGACGAUGAUCAUUAUUACCAGAUGCAAUUAGAACGUAGUCGGGCGCUGGCUGAAAAAGAGACUCUGGAGAAAGUAUACCAGCAACUUUUGGAGGAGCAUAGGAGGCUGCAGACUGGCUAUGACGACGCUAUCGCUGAAAAGGACGAAUUGACAUCCAGUGUAAGGGAUAUGCGAAGGCAAAUGGACGACCGCCGUCAAGACAAGUCCGACGGCAUAAUGCGUGCAGAGAUAGAGCGACUGCGCGCCGAGCUACAAAAGACCGAGGAGAAUUUGAGUACGGCUGAAACGGAGGCUGAGCGACAGACUUCGGUCGUGAACGAUCUGACGCGCCGGGUCGAGGAGUUGCAGGCCAAAGCCGACGAGGCGGCAAGGCUCAAGGACCAGGUUGACGAGUACCGCCAUGCUGCUGAAAAGUUGCACAAGACUGAGAAUGUAAUGGAAAAAUACAAAAAGAAAUUGGAGGAGAGUGCCGACCUCAGACGCACAGUCAAGAGCCUGGAAGAGCAAAACGCAACCUUGGUUGACAAGAACGCUGCGCUCGAAGAGGAAAACCGUAAAGUGGCCGCAUACAAGCCCCUGAUGGAAUCGUACAAAACUCAGAUUUCCGAACUUGAGAGCAAGGUUUCUCAACGCAACGCCGAUAUCGAGGGAGUGAAGUUUGAAUUAUCUCAGUCUCAGUCUCGACUGCGCCAGGCAAUGGAAGAGCGGGCAAAAGAUAGCGAAGCCCUCGAGCUUUACCAGGAACGCGUCCGGGAACUCGAGUUGGCAGCCGUCCCGAGACCCCGUAUUCGCACUGCUAGUACCGAUGAUGUUUCAGUCCCUGUUUCGGAGCCUCAGACCCCGGCUUUACCGAUAACUCCUGGCGACGAUCUGGACACCACAGCCAGAGGCUUGGGCGGAGAGCUCAAUGACGCGCUUACUGGAACGACCAUGACGGAUCUAAAGCUCCAAAUCCGCGCCUUGAAGCGUGAUUUGGAAGCUGCGCGAGCAGGUGGCGAAGAGCAGAGUAGGAUAUUGGUUCUCGAGAGCUUACUUGAAGAUUCCCAACGCAUGAAAUCACGGUACGAGGAGGACUAUCUUACUGCUCAUCGUGAGAAAUUGGCUCUUCAGGCUCAACUAGAGGAAAUUCGAAGCGGAAAGGCCGUUGGUGAUGGACCCGAGGCCGCUAUCGCCUUGCGUCAGAGGCUGAACGAGACUAUUGAACAGCUUGAUACGCUCAGAAAGGAGCACGCUGAGCUUCAAGUCAAGUUUGAAACCCAGUUCAGAGAUCUUACAAUUGCCAAGUCUGAUCUGAACCUUGUGAACAAGGACCAGCUCGAAAUCCUUACUACCCUUCGCGAAUCGGUCAACGAAGACAAAGCAGCGUUGGAGUCCGAAGCGGAGCGCCUCAAGGGACAAAUAGUCGAGUUGAAGGACAAGAACAAGAUGCAACUCGAGCAGGUAAACGCUCUCCUCAUGGAGAAGAUUUCCCUGCAAAACGAAGGGAUCGGUCAACGUGAGAAGAUGCUUGAGCGUGAGCGCCACUUUGGGGAUCUACGAGCGAGUCUGGGAGGAAAGGAGCUACCAGAGGAGGCCAAGGCCAAGUUUUUGGCUCUUCACGAGGAGAUGGUUCAGCUCAAAGAGCAACUCAAGACUUUGCAGGAGAAGUACCAGAAAGCUCGCGCAUUCAUCAAAGACCAAGACAAGUUGUUCAAGGAGCAAAACAAAUCGUCUGGAGGCCCAGCUACCUUCGAGGAAGCGGAGAAUCACAGGUCGCAGAUGAAGAUACUGGAAGAAGAAGUGGAGCGCUACAAGCGACUGCUCAGGGAAGCGGUCCAAAGGUAUCAACAAGAGCAAACGCUCAUGCUGGGUAUCAUUCAGCGACACGGCAUGAAUGUUACUCGCGGCCACCUCAAGCAGCCUCAACGCGCCGCGCCAUCGAGUUGGCUCGGACAGCAGCGGAAGAAUAUUGGACAAUCAUUGCAGCGGCACUAG
This is a messenger RNA of Rhizoctonia solani, 2394 nucleotides long. Its product is annotated as alpha-amylase. The record is from RefSeq and is a predicted model, not a curated record. Gene Ontology annotation, cellular component: cytoplasm; centrosome. The transcript has 18 exons. Gene Ontology annotation, biological process: cytoskeleton-dependent intracellular transport; cytoplasmic microtubule organization. NCBI's taxonomy places the organism in Eukaryota, Fungi, Basidiomycota, Agaricomycetes, Cantharellales, Ceratobasidiaceae. Gene Ontology annotation, molecular function: microtubule binding; dynein light intermediate chain binding. Bases 1 to 2394 code for a protein of 797 amino acids.